AUGGCUCUGAGCACACUGGGAUGGUUUACUAUUGAAGCAGACAUAGACCAGAGAAAGCUAACUUUCCUACAAAAACUGUGUACUAUACCAACACAUUAUCUGUCAAGAAAACCAUUUAAUUACAGACUUAACUUAUUUGUUAUGAAAGAUAUUGACGAGUGCGCGAAUGUCACGUGCCAGAAUGGAGGCAUUUGUAAUGACUAUAUCAACAGGUUUGAGUGUAAAUGUCCCAUGGGAUUCAAUGGAACAUAUUGUGAAAAUUCGCUCGGGCGCGUGUGUUAUAAUUGUGAAGGAGUUGCCGAUGACCCUACCCGUUGUGCUAACAGGACAUUAUGUGGUCCUGGUGAGCAAUGUUAUUCUGAGCACGAACUUGACGCACCUGGUGUGUUCACCUAUAACCUUGGCUGUGUACCUUCCAAGCUGUGCUCCUAUCUCGAGAACAAAAACUUCAGGCGCCGUGAUAUCCGUCCGGUUCAACUUUGUUACGAAUGCUGCGACAUAAAUGGAUGUAAUCACCACGCAUGCGCUGAUUAUAACUGAUAAAUCUCAUCAGAAUGUUUUAUUUCUAAUAAAAACAUAUCUGCAAAUAUAAAA
Molecule: messenger RNA, 594 nt
Organism: Ruditapes philippinarum (Manila clam)
Lineage: Eukaryota; Metazoa; Mollusca; Bivalvia; Venerida; Veneridae
Product: fibropellin-1-like
Exons: 4
Coding region: 1-540 (179 amino acids)
Molecular function (GO): calcium ion binding
Source: RefSeq, a predicted model, not a curated record